AGUAACAUGCUCCAUCUAUAUGUUUAUAAGUGACGUUUUGCGCUAAAAACGCAACAUCUGUUCGUUUCAGCUGAAUUAAUGCUCUACGCUUAUCUACAUUCCUUUUCUCUUCAAUGCAAAUUCACAUAUUUUGUUUCACUCUAACUGUAAAAAGUGUAACCUAGUUCAGUUAAAAAGAACAGAACACCUCUCUCAUGUCGAUGAGACUGGGUCAGUAACAACAACGCGACAUAACCUGGAAAAAGGCAUCGAUUAAAAAGCGAUUUUUGCGCUGCGUUUGACGGCGUGAUAAAAGUCGUCAACAUUCAGUCUCCAUCAGGAAACACGACGAGCCAGAACGCGAUGAAGGAACCCGAUGUGGAUCCGAAGAACAUAAUAAAGAGCAGAGAGCUGCUCUACAGACUGAUAAUCAGUCAACUGUUCUACGACGGUCAUCAGACAUUGGCUGUGCAGCUGUCCAACAUGAUACAAGCAGAACCACCCUGUCCACCCUCGGAUCGGUUACUUCAUUUAAUGUUGAUUGGUGUUGCUCAUGAACCGGAUCGUUCCAAGAAGGAUAACAAUAAUGCAUCCACAUUUGCCAGUAGCUUUGACAACACUUUAGGGCCUGGAUUGGAUUUGGAAUUUGAGACCGAGGCUCAGACUCAAGCUCCAGAACCAGCACAGUAUGAAACUGCAUAUGUCACGUCCCAUAAAGGAAAUUGCAGAGCUGGAGCUUUUUCCGCGGAUGGCCAAUUGAUAGCUACUGGCUCUGUGGAUGCCUCGAUCAAAAUCCUGGACGUGGACAGAAUGCUCGCCAAGUCUGCACCAGAUGAAAUGGCACCUGGGGAUCAAACAGGUGGACAUCCAGUCAUAAGAACUUUGUAUGAUCACUUGGAAGAAGUGACGUGUUUGGAAUUUCAUCCUAGAGAACCCAUUCUUGUAUCUGGCAGUCGCGACUUCUCGGUAAAACUAUUUGAUUUUAGCAAAGCUAGUGUUAAAAAGGCAUUCAGGACAAUUACCGACGCCGAUCAAAUCCGGUGCUUGUCUUUCCAUCCGACCGGCGACUUCCUCAUAGUAGGGACUAAUCAUCCAGUAGUUAGAUUGUAUGAUGUGAACACUGCGCAGUGCUUUGUAUGCAGCAUACCAAACCACCAACAUACAGCAGGGAUCACAAGUAUCAAGUAUUCACCAGAUGCGAAGACUUAUGCAUCGGCAGGAAAGGAUGGGAGUAUUAAGCUGUGGGACGGCGUGUCGAAUCGAUGUAUAAAUACAUUUGUAAAAGCGCACGAUGGCUACGAAGUAUGCUCGGUGACCUUCACGAGGAACGGCAAGUAUUUACUGUCCUCAGGGAAAGAUUCCUUGAUAAAAUUGUGGGAAUUAUCUACCAGCAGAUGCUUGAUAGCAUAUACAGGUGCCGGGACUACAGGUAAACAAGAACACAAAGCACAAGCUAUCUUUAAUCAUACGGAAGAUUACGUAAUGUUCCCCGACGAAGCCACUACUUCUCUGUGCGCUUGGAAUUCACGGAAUGCGUCAAGAAAACAAUUAUUAUCGUUGGGUCACAAUGGUCCCGUGAGACUAAUUGUUCAUUCACCAACAGCACCAGCGUUUCUAACAUGCAGUGAUGAUUUCAGAGCAAGAUUCUGGUUCCGAAGAAUGCCGACUCAUUAAUUUAAUAUUGUUUAACUCGAAAGUCAAGGGACAUUUCGCACAGGAAAUUACUUCCGAUCGUUUCUACUUUACGAAAAUGCGGAGAUUAACGUUGAGAAGAGGUUUUAGAUCACAAUUUUACAUGCGUUGCCGGUGUAAUUCUGAAAGAGAGAAAUAGGUAUUUAGGCACUUUGGAUACACGUUCAUAUGGUCUUACGUUUCAUUCAGAUCCUAAGCAACGAACCUCCUCGCACGUUUCAGUUCUGCUACAUCAAGCUAAUAAUAUAUAAACGAUACUUGGUAAUUCUCAGCGCGGUUGUGCACGUUCUAUAAUAUGCGCAAGAAACAAAAAAAAAAUCUAUGUUCUGACACAACAUAUGAGACAGCGUAUGAAAGCGUUUUUAAUUCAGGUAAGUACGUAAUUGAGACACGAGUCGAUUAAAGUUAAAUCUAAUCGACACACGUUUACGAGAAGGGUCUUCUAAAUUGCGAUCGCUUAUUUACAUGUGGAAAGGAGAUGCGAGCAUCACAAACUCGAAAUGGUUAAUUAAUAUCUCCGUCGAAAAUUCGAACGCAUGAAAAUUGUAACAUCUUCGAUCUUUGCCGUGUUGCUCUGUGUGGAUAUAUUUGUAUUUCUAUGUAAUUUUGUAAAAAGCAUUGUUUAUAUAUUUAUAACAGCAAGUUAAUGUGAUUCUACGCGAUUACAUGUAAAGUACAUUAGAGAAUUAUGUACGGUGUUAUUUUUGUGCAAAUAAGUAGGCAGUGCAUACAUUUUA
This is a messenger RNA of Harpegnathos saltator (Jerdon's jumping ant), 2408 nucleotides long. It is a transcript of the gene CstF50, whose product is annotated as cleavage stimulation factor subunit 1 Cst50. The transcript has 4 exons. Gene Ontology annotation, cellular component: mRNA cleavage stimulating factor complex. NCBI's taxonomy places the organism in Eukaryota, Metazoa, Arthropoda, Insecta, Hymenoptera, Formicidae. Gene Ontology annotation, biological process: mRNA 3'-end processing. Gene Ontology annotation, molecular function: RNA binding; protein binding. The coding region runs from base 343 to 1653 and encodes 436 amino acids. The record is from RefSeq and is a predicted model, not a curated record.